CAACAAUCUAGUUCUCUCGUUGAGACUCGAGGCGCAUAGGUCACAAGUGUAAAGCAUCUAGUCAUGGCUACCAAGAGCACCAUGCCUUCCCUUGUCCUCCUCAUGGCGCUGCUGCUCUCGUGCAGCGGCAUGAGCAGCGCGGCACGGUUGCUUGAGGAGGCACCGCCCAAGGAGGAGUACCCGCACCCUGCCGUGCCGGAACUGCCAAAGCCCGAACUGCCGCCGCAUCCCGUCGUGCCAGAGUUGCCAAAGCCCGAACUGCCUCCUCACACCACCGUGCCGGAGCUGCCAAAGCCCGAAGUGCCGGCGCACCCCGCCGUGCCGGAGCUCCCAAAGCCUGAACUGCCGCCCCACCCCACCGAGCCAGAGCUGCCCAAACCCGAGGCGCCACAUUACCCUGCCGUGCCAGAGCUGCCUCCUCACCCCACCGAGCCUGAACUACCAAAGCCCGAGGUGCCGGCGCACUCCGCUGUGCCGGAGCUGCCGAAGCCGCCGAAGCCGGAACUGCCUCCUCACCCCACCGUGCCGGAGCUGCCCCACCCGGACGUGCCGGAGGUGCCAAAGCACGAGCUGCCACCGAAGCCCGAGACCCACUACCCGGUGCCAGAGACCAAGCCAUGAUUGGAUUGCAUCCGUCUUGCCGCAGUAUUAAUAAAAACUUUCUAUACAUGUGCCUAUGAUAUGGUGUAAAAUGUGAUGUUUGCCUGCGAUUAGCCAGGAGCGUGAUGUUACAAUAGAGUAUGGUGCUGCUGCUUUGUUUUUUUGAUGGAUGAUGAUGUAGUGUA
This is a messenger RNA of Phragmites australis (common reed), 785 nucleotides long. Its product is annotated as protein PELPK1-like. Lineage: Eukaryota; Viridiplantae; Streptophyta; Magnoliopsida; Poales; Poaceae. The record is from RefSeq and is a predicted model, not a curated record. Bases 64 to 621 code for a protein of 185 amino acids. The transcript has a single exon.